CUAAGCGCAUCGUUCGGAGAUUUAUAAACAACUGAACCUGUCUCGCGCGCUGCUAUUUACAUCAGCCAUUGCAAAAAUUCGCUACAACUGAGCAAUGCUUUCGAUGUAAAAACAUACAAAGCAAUAUACGAACCGAAAUCAGAGAGACGGAGUGCCAGCGCUUGCAAGACACAGCUGUAGUUAGUCAUGCCACUGGUGAAGAGGAGUAUUGAGCCCAAGCACCUGUGCAGAGGAGCUCUGCCUGAUGGAGUGCCCAGUGAGCUGGAGUGCGUCACCAACAGCACCCUGGCGGCCAUCAUCAAACAGCUGGGCAGCCUGAGUCGUCAUGCAGAGGACAUCUUCGGGGAGCUGUUUAAUGAAGCUAACAGUUUCUACCUGCGUAUGAAUAACCUGCAGGAGAGAGUGGACUUGCUGGCUAUCAAAGUCACCCAGCUGGACUCCACCGUGGAAGAGGUCUCUCUGCAGGAUAUCAACAUGCGAAAGGCCUUCAAGAGCUCCACCAUUCAGGAUCAGCAGGUGGUUUCCAGGACCUCAAUUCCUAAUCCUGUCCUUGAGCUCUACCAUCGUGGAGACAAACCUCCACCUCUUAAUAUACUUAGCCCUUACAGAGAUGAUAAGAAGGAUGCAUUGAAGUUCUACACAGAUCCCUCCUACUUCUUCAUCUUGUGGAGGGAGAAGAUGCUGCAAGCCACAGAGGACAAAAGAAAAGAGAAAAGGAGACAGAAGGAGCAGCAGAAGCAGGUGGAGGAUCCCAGUCGUGAGGUGAAAAAGGUCCGUAAAGCCCGUAAUCGUAGGCAGGAGUGGAACGUUAUGGCGUAUGACAAGGAGUUCCGCCCAGAUGCACGAUUCACGCCUUCUCCAUACCACGGCAUGUCAUCGGAGGGCUCCCUUUCACCUGACAACAGGUCUGUUGCUUCAGACUUGGGUGAACACUCUUACCCAGGUAGCCCCAGUCACCCAGGUCAGCAGAUGGCCGUGACCAGUGCCUACUCCACUUCUGAUGGCAAAGAUCACCUCAUGGCCCCCUCUCAUGUCCAGACCCAGUCCUUGGACCGCGGUUACCGCCCAGCUCCUUCCUCCUCCACUCCCGCUGGGAGACAGACUAUUGGCAGGGUUCAGACUUCCCACGGACAACCAAUCACAGACCCUGCCCUUAAUGGACCACGCCCACUGCAGGCUAAAGACUACAGUGGUCAGCAGUCUCAGCAUCGAGAAUAUUUUGUUCCUCCUGCACCUCCUCCCCCUCCUCCUCUCAUACCCUCUGCCCAGACAGCCUUCGACAGCCCCACUGGCCCCUCCUAUGCCCUUCCCAGUGCCGUGCCACCUCUCUCCCAAUCCUACAACCACUGUCCACCCACUCCUGCCCUCCCUGCUUCCUACACCCCUUCCCCGACCCAUCCUCCCCCUGCAGCCCCCCCUCCACCUCCACCUGGACCGCCUACACACCCUCAUACACACACCAUGCCAACGGCUUUGGCAGAAGCACCGGUGGUCCCCAGGAAGGGCCAGGUACCCCUGAUCCCAAUGAGCGAUGCACGCAGCGACCUGCUAGCUGCCAUCAGACGAGGAAUCCAGCUGCGUAAGGUGCAGGAACAGAGGGAGCAGGAAGCAAAGAAGGAGCCAGUAGGGAACGAUGUGGCCACCAUAUUAUCACGUCGCAUUGCCGUGGAGUACAGCGAAUCUGACGAAGACUCUGAGCUGGAUGAGAACGAGUGGUCAGACUGAAACAAGAAAAACUAAGAUAGUGGAAUGACUGAAAAAACAAGAAGAUCAAACUGUUCACUUGUCAAUCAAGUGAACCAUAGAUACAACAGAUGUCAGCACUAUAUCACCCAGGGAACCAACACUGCAUAUUUAAGCAGACAACAAUAAAGACAGCUGUGCUCUGUUACCUGUUUGACCUGGUAGUAUACAUCCAUUAACACAAAUAAAAAUUAACAGUUUGUUCUGUUACUUCUGUAAUUCUAGGUAAGGUCUCAGUUGUUGUUGUUUUUUUUUUUUUUUUGCUAGUGUUUUAAUUUUGAAUCAUUUUUCUUGACCUUGGGCAAUUGACAUGCUUAAUAUGCUAAUUUGUACAGAAUGAAAGCACUUCAGUAUUUCAGUUUUUAUUUUCUAUUUUCUAUUUAUUUGCUUAAAUGUGCCACUCACACCUGCACAGACAGGGAAGUUUAAACUCUCCCGAAUUUAACAGCUAUCAUAGGCUGUGCUUUAGCCUGUGUUUUGUAUGUAUACAAUAAUGUCUUCUGUGUUUAAGCAAUGUGAUAUAUAGAACUUUGUUGAGACUGCAGAACUUUAUCUAGACAAUAAUCUACAAGAGAAUCAAUGUAUCUGAAAAAAAUACACUGUAGGCAAAUGCUGUAUGCAUGUACAGACUGCCAUUAAAGUGCUUCUUAAAACAA
Molecule: messenger RNA, 2399 nt
Organism: Myxocyprinus asiaticus (Chinese sucker)
Lineage: Eukaryota; Metazoa; Chordata; Actinopteri; Cypriniformes; Catostomidae
Exons: 10
Coding region: 187-1725 (512 amino acids)
Biological process (GO): actin cytoskeleton organization; positive regulation of Arp2/3 complex-mediated actin nucleation
Cellular component (GO): SCAR complex; cytoskeleton
Molecular function (GO): protein kinase A regulatory subunit binding; actin binding; Arp2/3 complex binding
Source: RefSeq, a predicted model, not a curated record